This is a messenger RNA of Cicer arietinum (chickpea), 757 nucleotides long. RefSeq names its product probable E3 ubiquitin-protein ligase HIP1. Gene Ontology annotation, molecular function: ubiquitin protein ligase activity. The record is from RefSeq and is a predicted model, not a curated record. Lineage: Eukaryota; Viridiplantae; Streptophyta; Magnoliopsida; Fabales; Fabaceae.
AACAACCUUGCUUCAUUGGCAGCCUUCAUCUUCUUUCCGAAGGCGCACUGUCUAUCCAGAAACCUUCUCUUUUCCGGACACUGAUCCUGACAUUUUCACAGCAUGCUCUCUUGGAACUGCAGCGCACCCUCGCCAUAUCAGAGAUCCUUCUUCUGAUGAUUUUUCUGAGAUAAUGGUGCUUCAAGGAAGCAUACUAAUGGGAGGACGGCGUGACCUUUUCCGAGACUGGAGACUAGAUGUUGAUAACAUGUCAUAUGAGCAAUUGCUUGAGCUUGGCGAGAGAAUUGGUAAUGUCAAUACAGGACUUAAAGAAGAUGAGAUGGAACCUUACAUAACGAAGACUAAGCUUCAGAUUUCGGAUCAAGUAGACAAAAAGUGCAGCAUUUGUCAGGAAGAGUAUGAAGAAGAUGAUAAACUUGGGAGGCUUAACUGUGAUCACUUGUAUCACUUUCAAUGUAUACAACAAUGGGUUGCACACAAAAAUUGCUGCCCUGUGUGUAAGCACCAGGUUGCAGCACGACGCUGAGUGAAAAAAUUCUGAUGUUAAUUUUAGACACUUCAUUCUCAUCCUACAAUAGGUGUAUAAUUUUUUUAUCAUAUUCCACUUGUGUAAGAAUUAUCAUUUUUUUUAUCAUAUUCCACUUGUGUAAGAAUUACCAUUUUUUGGUGUCAAUCAUCAUUUCAUGUUCAAAACUUACGCCUCCUUGUUGAGGUGUGGACAAUGUUAUUGGGAGAAAGUUUCUUAUCAAUGGAUUAA